UUUAAGUAAACUGAUUCCAAAGCUCCGCAAUGACUCCAAAGCGCAAUCCCGGCUACGGGUUUCUGUACCUGUCGACAACUGUUUUCCUGUUCUUGAUGAUUUCGGUUCCGGAACCUAUGGAUGCCAAGAGAAUCUGUGGCCGCGAGCUGGUCACCACGCUGUCGAUGCUGUGCGAAACUUACCCAACGCUUUCGGCAACGGUUUACAACAAACGAACUAAAGUAAAUGACGUUGAUUUUGGCGAUUUCGAUGCAACGAUGUUCAAAACUUGGCCUUUUAAAACCAACUAUGAUCGCGUGGUUGACGAGGUGAAGAAUUUCAAAUCGAACGAGAUGUUUCCGGAGAACUAUCCGAAAAAGCAUUUCUUCAUGUUGAAGGGAACCGCAGACGGCGGAGAUGUUCCGGAAACGAAGGAAGCCCGCCUUCGAAUGGUUAAACGUGGAAUCGUUGAGGAAUGUUGCCACAAUGCCUGCUCGUUCGAACAGAUGAGAGCAUAUUGCCUCAGUUAAACUGGGUGAGAUGUUAGGAAGGAGAAGAAAAAGCUUAAAAAUGUGAAGAAAGUUCUGCCUUGAGUUCCAGUGUUUGUAACAUUCUAAAAUAUUCCACGCGACGUGAAAACAUUCAGAGUGCAAAGGGUACAAAUUGUAAAUGUUUCGAUGUAGCAAAGAAUAUAAAAAAUGCAAAAAAAAACAU
Molecule: messenger RNA, 693 nt
Organism: Culex pipiens pallens (northern house mosquito)
Lineage: Eukaryota; Metazoa; Arthropoda; Insecta; Diptera; Culicidae
Product: insulin-like
Exons: 2
Coding region: 30-509 (159 amino acids)
Cellular component (GO): extracellular region
Molecular function (GO): hormone activity
Source: RefSeq, a predicted model, not a curated record